Gavialis gangeticus (Gharial) is the source of this 1650-nucleotide messenger RNA. RefSeq names its product inhibitor of growth family member 4 (gene ING4). Gene Ontology annotation, biological process: positive regulation of apoptotic process; regulation of DNA-templated transcription. The transcript has 8 exons. The record is from RefSeq and is a predicted model, not a curated record. Gene Ontology annotation, cellular component: nucleus. Bases 60 to 809 code for a protein of 249 amino acids. Lineage: Eukaryota; Metazoa; Chordata; Crocodylia; Gavialidae.
GCGUAAUAAGUGCCGUGAUUUCCGGUCCCCACCGGAAGGGCCUGUGUUUGGCAACCAAGAUGGCGGCUGGGAUGUACCUGGAGCACUACCUGGACAGCAUUGAGAACCUACCAUUUGAAUUGCAGAGAAACUUCCAGCUCAUGCGAGAUCUGGACCAGCGAACAGAAGACCUCAAGUCAGAGAUUGAUAAACUGGCCACGGAGUAUAUCAGCAAUGCGCGGACUCUGUCCUCAGAGGAAAAAUUGGGGCUUCUCAAGCAAAUCCAGGAAGCCUAUGGAAAAUGCAAAGAGUUUGGGGAUGACAAGGUUCAGCUUGCCAUGCAGACCUACGAAAUGGUGGACAAGCACAUCCGGCGGCUGGACACUGACCUUGCCCGUUUUGAGGCUGACCUGAAGGAAAAACAGAUUGAGUCAAGUGAUUAUGACAGCUCCUCCAGCAAGGGCAAGAAGAAGGGCCGGGCCCAGAAAGAGAAAAAAGCUGCUCGUGCUCGCUCCAAGGGAAAGAACUCUGAUGAGGAGGCACCAAAGACGGCUCAGAAAAAGUUGAAACUUGUCCGCACAAGCACAGAGUAUGGGAUGCCCUCAGUGACCUUUGGAAAUGUGCACCCCUCAGAUGUGCUGGAUAUGCCUGUGGACCCCAAUGAACCUACCUACUGCCUCUGUCACCAAGUCUCCUACGGAGAAAUGAUUGGCUGUGACAAUCCAGAUUGCUCCAUUGAAUGGUUCCAUUUUGCUUGUGUGGGCCUGACGACAAAGCCAAGAGGAAAAUGGUUCUGCCCUCGUUGUUCCCAGGAGAGGAAAAAAAAGUAAAAUCCUCUGAGCCCUUGAUGCUGCAAGAGCUCCCUUCUUCCCUGCCAUGGUCUUACUGCUGCUUCCCCAGCCCCUGGGACCUUGACUGGGGGGAGGAGUCUUGUCCUCCUUGUGCUUAGGGCCACCUCUGAAUGGUUUGGGCCCUCAUAACAGUUCCUGUGUGUUCUGUAUCCCCUGCUGCCUCCAAAUUCCUAUGGGAGGUCCUCUGUUUGUGCUAUUCAAAAACAGAUUUCUGAAACAGAAGGAAUGAGAGUAGCUGGGUAGCUCCUAGAUUUUCAGGGGCUGGGAUGUUUACUUGAUUUCCCCAUCUUUCCUUCAGCCCUCUCAGAACUCAUUGCGUACAUCUCUCCUUCAGGAAAUCAGAUGUAGAGAUGCGGAAAGGGAAGAAAGCAAGUCUUCCCUAACUCUACAGGUCUGUGACUUCUUUCCUAGUUGUCUCCUUCAGGAGUGACAGGGAGCCAGGCCAUCUUUUAAUCUGGUGGUUUGGUUGAGAAGUUAGAUCUUUUUACAUCUGCCGUACCCUGCCCUGCCCUAUUCAGUAGUUCCUUCUAGCAUCAAAUGGUCUCUGCUGUAGGGAGAAGGGGAGUAUUUAGAGCCAGCCUGAGUUUCUUAUUCAUCUCCAGGGCUAAUCCCCUAGGAAUGGGAAAUGCAUUGCAGGAAGGAGGAAGCAUCUGUGAGCUCAUGGGGAAGGAUGGCUCCAUCCAACCUGUACUUAUGUGACAGUCACCCUUCCUUCCUUUUUGCAGUUGGGUUUUUCUCUCCUGUUGGUGAUGGGAAGCAUGGAGAUCCAAACCAACUCAUGAAAUGUAGAAUUAAAUAAAACCCACUGAAACAACCGUUA